Erythranthe guttata (spotted monkey flower) is the source of this 964-nucleotide messenger RNA. Its product is annotated as small ribosomal subunit protein bS6c. The record is from RefSeq and is a predicted model, not a curated record. Gene Ontology annotation, cellular component: ribosome. NCBI's taxonomy places the organism in Eukaryota, Viridiplantae, Streptophyta, Magnoliopsida, Lamiales, Phrymaceae. Gene Ontology annotation, biological process: translation. Gene Ontology annotation, molecular function: structural constituent of ribosome; small ribosomal subunit rRNA binding.
AAAAAAAGUAAAAAUUCAAAUAAUUAAUCCUUAUAACUUUCUAUUAAUAAAAGUAUCAAGAAAAGAAGGGGAAACAACACCAAGCUAGCUAAGCAUCAAUGGCGUCGGCUUCUACCUCCUUCCGCGCCGUCGUGAUCCGUAAACCACCUCUUGCCCACCCACACCCAAAACCGCCUUCUCUCUCAUCUCUCAAUUCCAAAAACCCCAUUAAAAUUCCCCAUCUCGGGAUACGACCAAACCCUCCGUCCGCCGCCGUGAAGGCGCUGUUCGACAUCUCAUUUUUCGAGAGGGAAUUAGGAGGCGGCGCCGCCCCUCCGACGCCGGAGAUACCGGAGACGGGGUUUCCGGAGAUGGGGGACAAGGUGGAGCCACAGUGCCCCCCGGGCCUACGAACGUACGAAACUAUGGUCGUCUUAAGGCCCGACAUGUCCGAGGAUGAGCGCCUCAACUUCACCCACAAAUAUAAUCAGUUGUUGGUGGCUGGGGGAGGUACGAAUGUGACAGUGUUCAACAAGGGUGUAAUUCCGUUAGCGUACGGUAUAAGGAAGAAAAACCGAGCUGGAGAGAGUAACACAUACUUGGAUGGAAUAUACCUUCUCUUCACCUAUUUCACCAAACCCGAUUCAAUCACUGUUCUCGAGGAAACCCUACUAGCCGAUGACGAAGUUAUCAGAUCUUCCACUUUCAAGAUUCGGAAAAGGAAGUUGUCUAGAAAAGAAAAAAAGAAAAAAGAAAAAGAAGAAGAAGAAAUAUUAGGAAAAUGAUGGUGUUUUAAGUAGAGAGUCGUACUUUCCGAUUUUGAAUAUUCUUGGGAACGAAAACGUAAACCUCACUCGGUUGAAGAGAAGCGCUAAUUCGACAUUCCUACGAAGUCAUGAUUCUAUCGAUUUUGUUUUUACUUUGCUUUGUAAUGAUGUUGUCAUUGUAAACUUCUAAUGCAAGUCAUGUUUCUUACUAUUGAGAA